Messenger RNA from Ixodes scapularis (black-legged tick), 2186 nucleotides. Its product is annotated as pyridine nucleotide-disulfide oxidoreductase domain-containing protein 1. NCBI's taxonomy places the organism in Eukaryota, Metazoa, Arthropoda, Arachnida, Ixodida, Ixodidae. Gene Ontology annotation, molecular function: oxidoreductase activity. The record is from RefSeq and is a predicted model, not a curated record.
AUCUCCAAGCCACGUUCGUGGUUGUCGGCGGUGGCAUCGCUGGCGUUUCGUGCACCCAGCAGUUGGCUCAACUGUGCCCAACAGACUCCAUCCUGCUGGUGACUGCCUCCCCCAUCGUCAAGACAGCAACCAAUAUUGUCAAGGUAUGCAGGGUCAUGGAGAGUUUCAAAGUUGAAGAAAGGCUUCUGACCUACCUUGAGAAACAGCAUCACAAUGUCAGAGUGCUCCAGGACGUCCUGGUUUCUCUGGAUGCAGACUCUCGGGUGGCGACCCUCAAGAGCCGGCGCACCGUAUCAUACAAGAGCAUAUGCCUCUGCUUAGGAGGCAGACCCCAGUUGCUGGCAGAAGGGAACCCCUUGGUUCUUGGAGUGCGAGACACUGAGACUGUCCAGGCACUUCAAGAAAAACUGAAAGGUGCCCGAAGAGUUGCCGUCGUGGGUAACGGGGGCAUUGCCACAGAGCUGGUGCACGAGAUACAGGGCUGCCAGGUUCUAUGGGCCGUUCGCCAGGACAGCAUUGGGGCUACCUUCUUCGAUCCAGGGGCCGCACAGUUCUUCAUGCCGCAGCUGUACUCUGACCGAGAUGCCCCAGCAGCACCCUUUAGGAGAGCCAGCGAGAUUGAAGGCGAGACACCCAGCAAAGGUGUUCCUGGUAGUGCCUUGGGACCUGACUGGGCAUCUGGGUGUGUCAUGCUUGGAGCAGGGGCCCAGAAGAAAACGGUGCACGUGGGGUACAGCUGCGAAGUGGACGAGCUUCUGACGCCGGAACAGUUUCGACAGCGGUCCUUGACCGAGACGCCAUUUCCGCAGCAGCAGCAGGGGAACACUGGUGUUGAGGCCAUUAUGGAUUGGCCACUCUAUGUGCUUCUCACCAAUGGGACGUUGUUUGGUUGUGACCUUGUGGUGAGCGCCACUGGUGUGACACCCAAUGCAGACAGCAUCGACGUGCCGCAGCUGCGGCUAGGCCCGGACGGAGGCAUCUCAGUGGACGAGCACAUGAGGAGCUCCGUGGAUGGCGUGUACGCGGCUGGGGACGUGUGCUGUGCGGCCUGGGCACGCUCGGAGCUCUGGUUCCAGAUGCGCCUGUGGGGCCAGGCACGGCAGAUGGGUGACUGGGCCGCCCACUGCAUGGCCGCAGAGCACCUGGGGCAGCCGCCACCCAUGGCCGACGCCCGCUUCGACCUCUUCUCCCACGUCACGCGCUUCUUUGGCUACCGGGUCAUCCUAUUGGGACUGUUCAACGGCCAGGGUCUAGACAAGGACGACCACAGGGCACUGGUGCGCAUCACGCCCAACGCGGAGUUUGUGAAGCUUCUGCUGCAGGGCGGGCGCCUCAAGGGGGCCAUCCUCGUGGGAGAGACGGACCUUGAGGAGAUGUGCGAGAACCUGCUGCUGGACCAGCUGGACCUUGGGCCCCUCGCAGACCGGCUGCUCGACCCAGAGGUGGACAUAGAUGACUACUUCGACUGACCGCCACCACGGCGGGGGAUAGAGGUCUCUGAAGAAUACGCUGCGCCAUCCCGCGGCAUUUGUAAAAUAUCUGAGCGAACCUUCCACACCCUUGCUUCGUGGCACUGUUUGAGCGCUUCCCUUCUUUCACCGUGACCGCCGCCCCCCUUGGCAACAAUAAGAGCCACAAGCGACUGCCACCACUAUUUAUUUCUGAUCGGACCCAUUUUUUGGCCGAGUGCUUGCAAACAGAACAAGAGACUACUGUGAUACAUUGGUGGGGAGCGACUUGUUGAGAACUUUGAAUGGUGAGAUCAAGUGGUAUACAGCAAAACCUCAUUGAUAUGUUCUCAGUUGAUACGUUUUCCCGGCUGUUACGUUCAAAAGCGCCGGUCCCAUUUUACUUCCAUAGAUAUACUACAUGUAUGAGAUACCUGCACCACAUAAGCAAUAAUAUUUUACAGGGGGGCAGUAGUAGUAAUAAUACUUACGAGCUGAAGGAUUUGUGGUUUUAAAUAGGGCUAGAUAAUUCCUAGAGUAUGUUAUGCAAAUAAAUAGAUAUUUGUGACAAUUGACAACUUAUUUAUGACAAGGGUUCCGUGUUGUUGGGGUUCCAUUUCCUUCUAAUUCGAAAAUGUCUUUUCAGGGUUUAUUAUUAUUUUGUUUUUUCAGAAUCUGUGUUUGUUUAGCGCUGGGCGAGAAAUUGGGGUUUAUCGAGGCUAAUCUUAUAAAACGACU